AUGUGUUUCACACGUGCUUUACCAUGUGCCAUUCUAUGGACUGCAGUCUACGCGUGUCCGAGUCCAAGCCAGGAUGCCAACAUCACUUCAGACGCCCUCCAGCUGUUGGACCAGGGACGCUGCCUCUUCAGAUCCAUCCUGCCGUCAGAUACAGCUGUGCAGGCACUGGUGUGUGUCUUUGCGUUGAUGACCAUCAUCUCACUUAUCGUCAACGGCUGCACUCUGUUCAGUCUUGGCAGUUCAGAAGACCUAUCCUGGGAGCCACGCUUUGCCCUGCUGAAGAACCUCAUAGUAAGUGACGUCCUACUCAUUGUAACCCAAGGUCCAACAGUGGCACACUGUCUGCUGCAGAAGACCACGCUGCCUUAUGGAGCUUGGUGCCUCACUCAGUUCUUUAUUAACACUGUUUGUGUUUUCUGCACUGUGCUUACUAUCACCUGCAUGGCUUUUGAGCGCUACCUAUAUGUGUGCCAGGCCAUCUACUACAUUAGUAUACUAACCACCAAGCGCCUCUACCUCAUAGUCGGUCUCACAUGGCUUAUUUCAAUAUGCUUAUCGGCAGUGAUCACAGGUUUGCUCAGUUUAGGGCACAAGAGCUCAUUGGUGGGGAAACCCAUUACGGGACUCCUUUGUGAGCCGGACACCUUAGAGGCCCACCUUGGCUUUCCACGAGGCUCUGCAGUGUUUCGAAAAGUAGUUGGGCUUUUGGUGACACUGCUUUGCAUCUUUUCCUACUCCUUCUCGUACCUGCGCAUGUAUCAGGAGGCACGCAAUGCCGUUCAGCCUUUCCAGCAGGUCAACAAGAGGGCACGCAAAACGGUGAUGUUCUACUGUUCCAUGCUGCUGCUUCAGCUGCUCCCCAUCUUUCUGAAGAUAGUCUCGGAUGCUCUGUGGGAAUUCGAGGGCAACAUUGCAAUGAUCCGUUCGCUGGAUUACCCUGGAGACUGGAUGUCGGCAGGAACCCUACACAUCAUGCUGCUGGUGAUGCUUCAGGUGCCUCCUUGCAUUAAUCCACUCAUCUACGGUUUGCGCAACAGAGAGGUGAGGGAAGCCCUGCCCAGGCUGCUGUGCUGGAGGAGAAACAACCGGUAA
Molecule: messenger RNA, 1092 nt
Organism: Sinocyclocheilus rhinocerous
Lineage: Eukaryota; Metazoa; Chordata; Actinopteri; Cypriniformes; Cyprinidae
Product: olfactory receptor 2AG1
Exons: 1
Coding region: 1-1092 (363 amino acids)
Biological process (GO): G protein-coupled receptor signaling pathway; detection of chemical stimulus involved in sensory perception of smell
Cellular component (GO): membrane
Molecular function (GO): odorant binding; olfactory receptor activity; G protein-coupled receptor activity
Source: RefSeq, a predicted model, not a curated record